Molecule: messenger RNA, 1234 nt
Organism: Ostrinia furnacalis (Asian corn borer)
Lineage: Eukaryota; Metazoa; Arthropoda; Insecta; Lepidoptera; Crambidae
Gene: Sgf29
Product: SAGA-associated factor 29
Exons: 8
Coding region: 217-1104 (295 amino acids)
Cellular component (GO): SAGA complex
Source: RefSeq, a predicted model, not a curated record
AGCCUGCCAUUUUUUUUGUUUGUGUCAGAACUGUCAAACUCUAAUGUUUGUUUUACUUUGUGCAAUCGAUUCAGUGGGAUUUUUUUGAUAAUAAUUACUCGGUUAUACUUCUUCAUAUCUUCUUGAUUCCCGCUGUCGGUCUGCAGGUAUUCGUGUUGGUGAGCUGGUUCUACGUCAUAAGGAUAGCCAGGUAUCUGGCGGCUGUACCCAACUAAAAUGCCGCUUACAGCUGAUGUUGCUGCCCAGCAAGUUCAAGAACGUCUUCGGAGCUUGCAUAGGCUGGUAUACGAUAUAGAAACAGAGAGGAGCCACAAUGAGCAAUGUAUUGAUAAUAUAUUGCGGGCGGAAAAGGCAGCAGAAUCACCAUCAAAUGCAGAGGACUCUUCUGGUUCUUCCCAGCAGCAACAACAAUUAAAGAACUUGUACAAGGCUGGUCUGACGGCAGCAGAACAAGAAGAAAGACUCCUCAGGGCGGCUCUCACACGGAUUUAUGAGAUAAGAGCCAUUAAGAAUGAAAGAAGAAUGCAAGCGCGUCACGCGGGCAAUAAAGAAACCAUCGGUUGCGGCGCGCUAAUGAAGAUGCUUCUAAGCGCCGCACAGACGUUACCUCUCCACGUGGGAAGGGCGGGCGAGCGCGCGCCUGCACUAUGCGGCGCGGUGCCGGCCGACCCUGGCCAUAUUGCUCAUCCGGGCGAUGCAGUUGCGGCACUCGUGAGAGUGUCUGAUAAGGAGGAGAACUGGAUCUUGGCUGAGGUCGUGAGCUGGCUCCCGGCUCAAGGCAAGUACGAGGUUGACGACAUCGACGAGGAGCAAAAGAACCGCCACGUGUUAAGCAAGCGCCGCGUUGUGCCGCUGCCGCUGCAGCGAGCCUCGCCGCGUACUGACGAACAUGCGUUGUUCCCUAAAGGAGCCGUGGUUAUGGCGCUGUACCCACAGACCACGUGCUUUUAUAGAGCUGUUGUUAACAGACUGCCUGCUAAUGCCGCUGACCCCUAUGAAGUUUUGUUUGAGGACUCGUCGUACGCGGACGGGUACUCGCCGCCGGAGCGCGUGGCGCAGCGCUACGUGAUCGCCAUCAAGGAGGGCAAGGGCCGCGCCACCUGACCCCGCGCCGCGCCCGCGCCGCCGCCCGGCCCCGCCGCCGACCAACAGAUGCUCUAGAUUCAUUAUGUCCUUAUACAGGGUGGAAACGAUAAGUGAUCUCACUCGAUUAUUUCUAAACUAUACAAGAUAU